This is a messenger RNA of Clonostachys byssicola, 1536 nucleotides long. NCBI's taxonomy places the organism in Eukaryota, Fungi, Ascomycota, Sordariomycetes, Hypocreales, Bionectriaceae. The record is from the annotation of a GenBank genome assembly.
AUGGCUUCUUCAACGAGACCAAAUAUCAUAUUCAUCAUGGCUGAUGACCAUGCUUCCAAAGCCAUCGGGUGCUAUGGAGCGGGCAUUAACCAAACUCCAAACAUCGACCGCUUGGCAAAGGAAGGCAUGAAGUUUGACCACUGUUACGUGACAAACUCCAUCUGCACUCCCUCGCGAGCAGCAAUUCUAACUGGUACUCAUAACCACGUCAACGGCGUUAUGACACUAAAUGAUAGUAUCAAUAAGCACAUGCCAAAUGUCGCCAAACACUUACGAUCCGGAGGCUACCGCACGGCUAUGGUGGGCAAGUGGCAUCUGGGCGAGGGUUCAGCGCAUGAGCCCACAGGAUUUGACUACUGGUCAGUCUUGCCCGGGCAGGGUGACUACUGGGACCCUGAAUUCAUCGAGUCCGAAGGGGAGAAGAUUGAACCAGGCUAUGUGACCGAUAUCAUCACUGACAAGUGUCUCAACUGGAUCACGGAGACCCGAGACACAGGGAAACCGUUCUUCGUUAUGUGCCAUCAUAAAGCACCGCACAGGUCGUGGGAAUGCGAUGACAAGCACAAAGACCUUUACAAAGAAAAGAUUCGCGUUCCAGAGACGUACAACGACGACUACAAGAACCGCGCCAAGGCGGCCAAAGUGGCCAAGAUGCGCGUAGCAGAGGACAUGACCUACCAGGAUCUUGGGGUCGUCCAGCCUGACGGUGGCAGUCGUGUGGGCGAGCGUGUCGUUCAGGAGUCAGGAUCAGCGCAGCGUAAAAUUCCGACAAAUGUUACGAAGCUCAUUGACAAAGACGACGGCACGGUGUUCACAUUCUCCAAUGAGGCUGAGCUCUCUGAAUUUAAGUUCCAGCGUUACAUGCAGCGUUAUCUCCGCGUUAUCCAGUCGGUUGAUGACAAUGUAGGCCGGAUGCUUGAUUAUCUUGACCAGAACGGCCUUUCCGAGAACACCAUUGUGAUUUAUACUUCAGACCAAGGCUUCUUCCUCGGCGAGCACGGUUGGUUUGACAAGAGGUUCAUGUACGAGGAGUCUUUCCAGAUGCCCUUCUUGAUCAAGUAUCCUGCAGAAAUCAAGGCCGGCUCAACCUGCAACGAUAUUAUCUGCAACGUCGACUUCGCCCCGACCUUUUUGGACUUUGCGCGUAUCCCCAUGCCCAACUACAUGCAGGGAGUGUCGUUCCGGGACCUUCUCCAUGGCCAAACGCCUGCGGAUUGGCAGCAAAUUGCCUACCACCGGUACUGGAUGCACAAUGAUAUUAUCCACCAUGCGCGUGCCCAUUACGGCGUAAGAGACCAGCGAUACAAGCUCAUCUACUGGUACAACGAGGCCCUGGGUGUCUCAGGGGCCAGACCAGGCGCAGAGGAUGAGAAGGAAUGGGAGCUAUUUGAUUGUGAAAAGGACCCUCUCGAGCUGUUCAAUGUCUACAAUGACCCAGAGUACAAGCAGACUGUAGCGCACAUGACUCAGCUUUUAGAGCUGAAGAUGUCGCAAAUUGGUGAUGAUCCGGUUCACAAGACGCUUUCGAGCGCAUGA